Messenger RNA from Tremella mesenterica DSM 1558, 1728 nucleotides. RefSeq lists its product as uncharacterized. Gene Ontology annotation, biological process: fungal-type cell wall polysaccharide metabolic process. Lineage: Eukaryota; Fungi; Basidiomycota; Tremellomycetes; Tremellales; Tremellaceae. The coding region runs from base 423 to 1604 and encodes 393 amino acids. The transcript is spliced from 8 exons. Gene Ontology annotation, cellular component: fungal-type cell wall. The record is from RefSeq and is a predicted model, not a curated record.
GUGAUGAUGGGGAUGAGAUGAUGACAGCAUCAAAGAUCAAUGCGUUUUUGUCACAAAACCCACCUGACCACUUUGUUCAUUCUCACUUUCGACUCUUGUUACUCUUCACUUCACUUACGAAGUACUCUGUACACAUUCUUUCCCCCCCGACGCUCUUUUUGCCAUCGACUGGUAUUCAAACGCCCCAAAAACGUAUUCGACGACGUACGACGAACAGAAAAUCCGAAUAUUCUCUUCUCACCCGACGUACAACGGACCAAGACCCGAUCAGUGCUAUCAGUGAUUCACUGAAAUAGCUCACUGCGACUUUACACGCCCUGCAUAGUUUUCCACAAUCUUUAGCCCUUCUAUCUUUUUCCUUCUCCUCGACCAGUGAUCAGUGAGACCAGAAGGACCGACGGCAACUGGUCAGGAUAACAAGAAUGAUUCAUCCAACCAAACUGGUCCAGAUACUUUCUAGCCUUGCUGUGCUUGGCUCUACCCUUACUUUCUUUCAAUACGCCCCAACAACACUUGCCAAACACGGCGCCAGAUCAAGCGACCAUGAUCAUCAUCGACAUCUCGCCGCCCGUCGUUCCGUCGCUCAAGCCGUUCGCAGGCGUACGGGCUCCAAAACUAACCUCAUCAAACGUGGUGCCGACGGAUCCAAAUGUCGUGUCAAAGGUCAAGCAUACACUCCUCCUUCCGUUUCAACAUCCACUUCCGCCACAAGUGACAGCACGACUAGCACUACCAGUAUCACCACUCAAUCCACCACAGUAUGGUCAUCGCCUCCUCCCACCUCCACCGUUCCCCCAUCUUCAUCGCCCUUGCCAACGAGUAGCGCUGCUUCCGGUCCAAAGUUCGGUUUAGCUUGGCCAAACGGAAAUUGGGCAGGAUCAAGUGAUUCGAAUUACAUUGGAAAUUACAUCGGAAGUAAAACGAGUUGGUAUUACACCUGGUCACCAUUUUCAGUUAGUAGUGGAGAUAGUUUGGGGAUCGAAUUUGUGCCCAUGCUUUGGGGUCCGAACCAGGUGUCGGAUUGGUGGGGGCAGCAAGGCCAUUGGCCCAAUACUGUGAAAAAUGCGUUCUUCUUCAACGAACCCAAUGAACAAUCCCAAUCCAAUAUCGCUGCUGGAGCUUCAGUCCAAUAUUGGAUGAACGACUACCUUCCUCUGCGUAACAAAGGCAUUGCUCUUGGUUCAGCCGCCACUACCAACGCUCCGAGUGGUGUACAAUGGGUAAUGGAUUCUAUCUCCGCCUGUAAGCAGUAUGGCAACGCCGCUGCGGACUGCCAGCCAGACUUCGCCGUUUGUCAUUGGUAUUCGACUCAAGUAAGCGACAUGCAAAAUUACCUGUGGAACUACCACCAAACGACUGGGUUGAAGAUAUGGGUGACAGAGUAUGCUUGCCAGUCUUACUCUAAUUUACCACAGUGCUCAAAUGGGGACACUUGGUACUUGCACCAGACCAUGGCGGAAUGGAUGGAUAGUCAAGAUUAUAUUCUUCGAUACAGUCCUUUCGGUGCCAUGGAAAACCUCCAAGGAGUAAACCAGGACAAUGCUUUGAUGAAUCCUUGGGGAAGCAUCACUGAUCUCGGCAAUUGGUACAUCUGGAAUUCUUAGGCCGAAACCCUACAAUCCGACCGGCGCGGAAAUGCCAUCUUCGACGUGUAUGUAAAACGAUCUCGAACGAAACUCACGACUUGAUGUCGAAGCGAACAAUGCAUCUCUUACUUUUCGGGUUGAG